Messenger RNA from Pteronotus mesoamericanus, 3482 nucleotides. It is a transcript of the gene SFT2D3, whose product is annotated as SFT2 domain containing 3. The record is from RefSeq and is a predicted model, not a curated record. The transcript has a single exon. NCBI's taxonomy places the organism in Eukaryota, Metazoa, Chordata, Mammalia, Chiroptera, Mormoopidae. The coding region runs from base 211 to 852 and encodes 213 amino acids. Gene Ontology annotation, cellular component: membrane. Gene Ontology annotation, biological process: vesicle-mediated transport.
AACAACGCCUCACUCCAGACAAAGAACAAGGUCCCGCGCUGGUAAGGUAAAUGCAGAUGGGCAGGCCAGGCCUCCUGCCCAGGUUGCGGGAGACAGUAGUGUGUACCAGGCACGCCCCACCCCGUGCGCCACAGCGGAACUGCAGUCCAGGAGAGAGCAGCUUCCGUCAGCAACAGAGAGCCGGAAGUGAGUGGCAGCUCUCGGCCCAAGAUGGCGGACGUCCACCGUGAGCUGCAGGAGUACCUGGCGCAGGGGAAAGCGGGCGGACGAGCGGACACAGAGCCGCUGCUCGUCCCGGAAAAGGCGGAGGAAACCGAGGCGGGAGACAGGACAGCGGUGGCGUGGCUGGGCCUGCGCUGGAAGUCGGCGCGAAGCUCCGCGGGGCCGGAGGCGGGCACGGCAUGCCUGCCGAAUGUGACGCGGACGCAGAGGCUUGCGGCGAGCGGCAUAUGUCUGCUGCUGGCCACGCUCUGCUUCGGCCUGGCCGCGCUCUACGCGCCCGCGUUGCUGCUGCACGCCCGCAAGUUCGGAAUACUCUGGUCCCUGGGCUCCGCUUUAGCGUUGGCUGGAGGAACGAUCCUGCGGGGCAACGCAGCGUACACAGGUCUGCUCCGCUGCGAGGAGGCGCCGUCGCGGGCUGCGCUGCUCUACGUGGCUGCGCUGGGCGCUACGCUGUACGCGGCGCUGGCCUUACGCAGUACGUUGCUCACGGCGCUGGGCGCCUGCGCACAGGUGGCCGCACUGUUAGCUGCCUUGAUUGAGUUGCUUCCUCGAGGCGCCAGCGCCGCGCUUCGGUUAGUACUGGGACGGACGGGCCUCGGCGCCGGUCUCUCCAAGGUGCUGCCCGUAUGAGAACCCUAGGACGGGCAAGGGUGAGAAAUCUUGGCGCCAGCGCCCCGAGCCAAGGACAGCAGCUACUGGCUCCCAGAGGGCGCAGGCAAAGACCGCCUUCACCAUGCCAGCUAAUCUGCAGACUCGGAGCGGCUGCUUAUAACAGAUACAAGCCGUUUCAGAAGAUCCUCAAUUUCAACUUAUUCUCCUACAGUCGGUAGCUUGUGCUCUGAAAACGAGAUUUGGUCGAGUUGGUGAUGUGCUGUGAAACAUUUACGAAGAAUUGCUUUUGCAUUAAUCAUGGUUAAUGUAAGACCACAGUAAAUGUAAGCUCACAGUACUUUAAAAAAAAAAAAAAAGUCCCCUAAUUAGCUGUCCUUGUGACUUUUCUUAGAUUUCUCUUUUACCUUAUCUUAAAAAUCCAGUGGUAGGUUGUAGUUUAGCUAGAUAAGCUUGUUUUUUGGCUGUUGAAAAUUUUCUCUUCAAUGUGAGUGGAUCCAUAAUAUUAUCGGUUUAAACAUGAAAUUUAGCCACCUGAUUUUUUAGAAGUACUUUGGUUAAGAGGCUUUACCUUUUUUUUCUUUUGACGAAGUUGUAAAUAUGGUGCCUUAUAAAGUUAAGAGGAAAAUUGUACUAAUAACGAAAAGGAUGGACCUAAAAAUCUUUAUUGACAGUAAAAGCAAGUGAUGGGCCUUAAAAGGACAUAUUCUGCUCCAAGAACCGCGGUACCUCGUAAGGUGCUGAAAGAUUCUUGGGCAGAACUGGGGUGAGGGACCCCUGGGAGAAAGAAUUCUACAUCUAGAGUUCCCAUGUUUGGUGGAAAUCGUGGUCUAAUCAACAUUCUGAAUUUUACCAUCUGCUUUUUAAACUUUUACAUCGUAAGCCAAUCCUAAUACAAUGUGAGAUGCUUUUCAAAUCUAAUUGCCAAAUUUCCUUCUUUUAGAUUCAGCAAUUACAUGACUAUUGCACAUCUUAAUUUAUUUCCAGAAAGUAUGGGCUGAAUAUUCUGAUGUGUCCAUAAAACUGUGUUGUUGUCACUAAUUAUAUGUAACUAGAAUGUAAAAUGUGUUUAGAAUUUUAAAAUUCUAUUUCAGUUCUGUUUACAUCAAAAUUUCUUGCAGAGCCAAACCUCAAAUUUGUUCAAUCAUCCAUUUUCAACUAAGCUUAAGAACAUCUUUUCUGUAAUUGGAGUGCACAAUUUGAAAAUUGUUUUCUGGGGUUGGAUUCCAGUGUUGCCUAAAUAGGUACGUCAGGCAGCGGUAGAGCACUGCCUCUUCAACCAACCUCAAAAUUUAUAUUCUUAGGUCCUAAUGGGUGUCCCUGCCACAAGAAAUGACACUACUACAGUGACCAACAUCCACAGGAGGCUUACAGGCUACUUCGUGCACCCACCACCCACAGUGUUAAGAAUACUGCCUUCGGUAUGUGAGGGAGAUCUAGCUGCGGCAUCUGUCACUCCAUUGAUGGCCAGGGUUAAUUUGGCUCAAUCUGGCUGGCUAGUCGGGCAUCCCCAUCCUCCCUCAUCCAUCCAUGUGUGACCCUCCCAAAGCUGCACACUCGGUGGAAGAGGACGACCUUCCCAAUUAGAGGAGAGGACCGUUUUCGGUCAAGGAUGUAUGAGUAGCUGCACUCCCCUGCUAGAAUCUCCAAACAAGCUUUCAAGGAUACUGCCUUCCUGGAGGAGUAAAUAGGGUUACUGCCCUCAAAAUGAAAAACCAAGAGGGCGUUUGUAGAAGCAAAUGCAAUUUUCAGGGAGUGACUUAUUUAACUCUAAUGUCUUAUGCAAUUGGCUGCCCUUUCUACCCCCUAGUUAUAUCUCUAAAUCUAAAUUUCUUUACAGUUUUCACAACUUAAGAUUUUACUAUGUUUAGCACAUUUUUAUGUUGAUGUUACUUCUAAAAAUUGUGUUCCCAACAUUUUCUCAGGAAUUCAACACUGAAAAUCUAGCUUUCAUAAAAUUCAAAGCACAAUAUAUUUUUACAGUGUUUUAAAAUGUGUAUUUCCUAAGUAUUUCAUAUAGUGUAGAGAUUUCACUUUUUUCUAACGAAUUCAUACUCAAAAUGUGAUCUAGUUAUCUGCUUACUGAAGUACUGUGUUUUAAAGUUAAACCCUAAAAUGUUAAGAUGAUGAAGUUUCUUACCACAUGAAUCUCAAAAGGGAGUCUGAUUUUGAUCAGGGUUUGGUCUCUGAAUCCCUUUUCAGCUUCAGAAUUAAUGACAACUUCUUUUUAAGAUAUACCAGUGGAGGACUAAUAAAGAAUAUCCACAAACCUAAAGCAAUCUUGAACAUCCUAUUUGUGUUUAUAGUGAGGAGCUAGUAAGUUGUUUUUAAUUUCCAAGUAAAGUAAAAAUUAUUCACUUACCGUUUAUAGGUUCUAAUACCCGAAAAGCAUCAUGAUUGCUUUUCUAUCUGCAGAAAUAACUUAGCUUUUACCAUUUUUACAUUAGUAGAGAGCCAGAUUUUUACAUACUGUCCAACUAUCCCUUAGAAAAGGGAUUUUCUUAAGCAACUACUGGAACUUGCAGCGCUAAGUGUGCCAAGCAAACUUGUCUCUAAUGCCAAACUGAGGCUGGCAGUACUAGGGACACUAUGGACUUGCCAUUGAAUAAAAAAAAUCUUUCUUCCUAUAAAAACAAAGUAAGGGUCAGUAU